Molecule: messenger RNA, 456 nt
Organism: Lottia gigantea (owl limpet)
Lineage: Eukaryota; Metazoa; Mollusca; Gastropoda; Lottiidae
Exons: 2
Biological process (GO): protein stabilization
Cellular component (GO): cytoplasm; nucleus; membrane
Molecular function (GO): protein-folding chaperone binding; adenyl-nucleotide exchange factor activity
Source: RefSeq, a predicted model, not a curated record
CUACCGCCAGGUUGGGAAAUGUACAUUGAUAACGCAAGCAGUUGUCCAUAUUUUGUGGAUCACAAUUCGAAGACUACGACUUGGGACGACCCCAGAAUGUCGAUGGUAAAACCUACCAAAACACAAGAACAGGUUCCCAUGGAAACGGAACCUGAACUACCAAAACAACCUCCAAAACCGAAAUCAGCGGAAGAGCGAGCCAAUGAAACGAUAGAUGCUGUUACUGAAGAAGUCAGGGAUCUUGAAGCCAAAGUUAACGCGUUUGCGGGAAAAAGCAAGGACAAAGAAUAUAAAUUUCUGGAGGAGAUGCUGACACGCGAGUUGAUAAAAUUGGACGGAGUUGAGGCGGAAGGACACGAUGACAUCAGAAUGAGGCGUAAACAAACUGUCCGUUAUAUCCAACAAACUAUAGACAUGCUGGAACUAAAAGCCAGCUCCAAUGAACAAACAAGUCAA